CUUCUUGGGAAUCUUGAAUUUGGCAACUUUCUCUGAAAUCCAAUCUCUCAAUUCUUUCUCGCUCAGUUUCUGUCCGCUCUUUGGCACAAUCGCCACGGCAACUUCUUGUCCAUACAUCUCGUCUGGAAUGGCGAAACUGACAGCCUCGCUAAUCUUGGGAUGACGUGCAAGAACAUUGUCAAGCUCAAUGGGGCUGAUUUUCUCUCCACCCUUAUUGAUUAAUUCCUUAAUUCGCCCUGUGAUAAUCACAUAGCCAUCCUUGUCUUGUUUUCCUUGAUCACCAGUUCUGAAAUAUCCAUCUUUGGUGAAGGAUGACUUGUUGGCUUCAGAGUUGUUCAAAUAUCCCUUGGUGACAUUCUCGCCGCGAAUACAGAUUUCCGCCUCUUUUCCUUGAGGAACCUUGUUUCCUUCUUGGUCGAUAAUGGCAAUUUCUACACCUUGCCCAAUACCAACACUUCCUGGUUGUCGUUUUCCUGGUGGAAGAGGGUUUGAUGUCAUUUGAUGUGCAGCUUCAGUCAUGGCAUACGCUUCAAGAACGGGUGCAUUAUAAGUCUCUUCCAACUGGUGGAAAGUAGUUGGUGAGAGAGGGGAGGAACAUGAUCUGAUGAAACGAAUGUUGGGUUUUGUGGCAGGAGGUGGGUUUUUGAGAAGAAUCUGGUGGAUGGUUGGUACAGCAGUAUACCAAUUGGCUUUGUGAGUGAUAAAAUCAUCCCAGAAUUCGGAAGCAGAGAAUUUGAGGGGCACUACAACAGAUCCUCCAGAAUAAAGGGGUGCUAGAAAACCAGCUAGAAGACCGUGAACAUGGAACAAUGGCAUCACAAGCAUAGUACGAUCAGCUGUUGUGAGCUGGUAAGUAUCCUUGAUAUUCUUCAUGGUUCGGGUGAGGUUUCGGUGGGUCAAUGGCACUGCCUUGGGUCGGCCGGUGGUACCACUCGUAUGGAGGACGAGAGCGAUAUCAUCUGGCUGAGCCUGCUCGACCUUUUGGUUCCCUUUCCCCUUCAACUUUCCCUCAUCUUUCACGUCCAACACAACUUCUUGUCCAUUCCAAUAGCAUUCAGCAAUUGCAGCUUGGUAUUUUCUCGCAGCUCUCACGGCUGGCCCAUCUUUUUGGAAAGAGCCCUUUGGCACCAGAGCCACGGCAGACUUCAGAUCAUCAAUGUAGAACUCAAACUCUUCCUGUUUGUACGCCGAGUUGAGAGGGGCGGCAAUUCCUCUUUGCCAGGCGCUGGCGAGAAAUGCAACAAUGAAUUCGUAUGUAUUGGGGAGAGCGAUGGAGACGGCGGCCUCAGGGGUGAGACCGAGCUUUGCGAGUUUCUUUUGGAAGGACAGCACUUCGGCAGAGAGUGCUUUGUAGGACACAGCGAGGGGCUGGGUUUUGCUGGGUAUGAUUACAGCCGUUGAGUGGUCCACUGAGGAGAAGGAAUCGGAAAGGGUGGUCGCCAUUGGGACGACUCGGGGAGAUGGAAAUGCACAAUCUUGAUGCGCAACAAGGUAUACAAGCAGCCAAGAGGAGCGAUGGAUGGUGGGGAACUUGGCAAUAAUGGUGAGACAAUUAUCAACGCGAUUACGAUGCGAAAAACUUGGGGAAAUGAAUUGGAAAAGAAGCGAUUUCAAAUCUGAUCUAUGGCCGUUGACGGUGACCUGAGUGAGGCUUGCUUGCAUCAAGAGAGUUAGAGUUCACCUUAUCCCCGCCAAGAUAGGCCUGUGUCGGAGCUCCUCUUGCUCAGGUCUUGGAGCUUUACCUGGUAUCGGCGUUUCGCAAACGGGCCGCGGCUCGGCCCUCAAGGAUACUUUCCGAUCAUCACAGCUCCGAUUUGUCUCCGUAGUGGGCAGUUACUCGUACUGGGUACGGAGUCAGCCUCACUCCAUCAACGAGGCUGCGAAGACGAUUGCACCAACAGAACUAUUACCACCAAUCUCAACAUGUCGAAUCCCUCUAAUUCCUCGUCGGCUCCGAGAAUCGGUCUCUCUCUAUAUGCAAAUCUACUUGAUCCCGGCGCGACGACAACAGCUGCAAGCGUGUCUCGAGGCCCAGUUGUCUUCAAGACAGGCACCUCAGAUCCAGUAGAGGACCCCUCGGCGAAAAAACCUCAAAUAGACGCUGGUAUAUAAUCUUAUCACGUUGUAACGAGGCCAGUAAAUAACCUUUGUUCUAGCAGCUCUGCGGUUCCAACCUACCAAGCGACCUCAAUUGGCGCAAAAGCCCAAACCAAAAUCCCAAUUUCCAAAGGCUCCUCUAGGAUCAGAAAACCCUGGGCCCACCCCAAUAUCAAAACCGCCCGCUCCAGCAUCAGCAAGACCAGCAGCGAAAAAUACCCUCGCCGAUUGGACAGCAACAGGAGACGAUGACGAUGUGAACGGUUUCUACGGAGGCGGGGAGAAGCGUCAAAGAGGAGGUCGUAAGCGCAGGAAGAACAAGCACAGAGAAGAACAUGUCGCCGUUCAAGAUUGGGACGAUAUCUACGAUCCAGCACGGCCAAACAACUACGAGGAAUACAAACACAGUGAUGAAAAAAUCCGCGAAAUCAGAGAAUGGAAAGAUAGACUAUACGCACAUAGAAUGGCCCGGAAAUCAGAAAGCGAGAAGGAUAGUGAUGAAGAAGACUAUCGACCACAAAUGAAAAAUCAAUUCGCGCCGCCCUCGAACUACUCCUUCGCUCCUCCACCUAUGGACUCGCCUCCACCAAAGCCCCUCGCCGAUUCUGGGCCUGAAAGUCCUGCUCGUCCACUGGAUCAGUCACCACCUCCUCCGCCGCCGCCAACAGCUUCUCUCGAUACAGGAAGUACAGUAUCCCGCGCUCCAGUUCGUUAUAAUCUCCCUCCAGCACCCAGCGAACUGCCCGCCUCAGAAGCAGAACUCGAAAAAGCCCUCGCUGCAGAACCAGAAGAAGAAGAUGAGGCUCCACCGGAUGAUGAAGCUCCACGUUCUCUUCGUCCUGGUCAAAAAGGGUUUGCCGAACGUCUCAUGUCCAAGUAUGGCUGGAGCAAAGGAACAGGUCUCGGCGCCGAUGGUUCGGGUAUCGUAAACCCCUUACGCGUUCAAGUCGAGAAACGGAAGAAGAAAUCUGACGCUGAAGGUGGCGUGUUUCGUGAUCCUUCUGGCGCAAGAGGAAAAAUCAUCGGAGGGAGGAAGAAUGUUCCCGAAAAGGAGUCUGAAGGUGGAAAAUUCGGGCCUAUGUCUGAAGUCGUUGUAUUACGGGGAAUGGUCGAUGGUAUGAAUCUCGAUGAGGAAGUUGAAGGGUCUGGCGAUGGCGGAUUGAUGCAGGAAAUUGGGGAGGAAUGUGAUGAGAAGGUAUGUCUUCCUUAUUCCUCGAAACAAGCAGUACGCGUUGAUAUUUUGAUUUCGGAUACUAAUAUGAAUCUACAUAGUAUGGCCGCGUGGAAAGAGUCUACAUCGACAGACACGGAGAGAAAACAAAAGUCUUUAUCAAAUUCACGAAUCAACUUUCAGCUUUGCGGGCAGUUAACGCACUGGAAGGACGGCUGUUUAAUGGGAACAAUAUUUCCGCCCUAUUUUACAAUAGUGAGGCUUUUGAAGCGGGCAGUUACGAUUUGUGAUGGAAAACCAUAUGAGUUGUUGUAAAGUAUUAUCUGAUCUCGGAAACCUUUGAAAUGAUAAAUGAAUGACCUUUUUCUCAGAAUGUGAAUCUCAUUCUCUCCAAUCUUGACCACACAUCAAUUCACCACUCAAAAUUUGAGAUUCUUCGCCAAUCGGAACAGCAAGCCACGAAUCAACUCCAGUAAUCCCAGUGGUGUUUCGGGUGGCCAUAGCGCUGAAGCGAAAGGGGAAAGGGGAAAGGGGCAGUUGCAGUGUGGGGUACUGUGAUAUUGACGUCGUGAUGCACGUGGGAAAAUUGGCAGUGAAUGAACCUUGAACCACUUGAAUUUUCUACCUUUUCUUCCAGUUAAGCCGGAUAGGUAGUAAUUCUGGCCAUUUAUAAUUGAAACAAUUG
Messenger RNA from Hymenoscyphus albidus, 3953 nucleotides. The record is from the annotation of a GenBank genome assembly. NCBI's taxonomy places the organism in Eukaryota, Fungi, Ascomycota, Leotiomycetes, Helotiales, Helotiaceae.